This is a messenger RNA of Musca domestica (house fly), 4806 nucleotides long. RefSeq lists its product as uncharacterized. The transcript is spliced from 4 exons. The record is from RefSeq and is a predicted model, not a curated record. The coding region runs from base 475 to 2472 and encodes 665 amino acids. NCBI's taxonomy places the organism in Eukaryota, Metazoa, Arthropoda, Insecta, Diptera, Muscidae.
UCUAGCAAAUAUAGUAAAUUGAGAAAAUAGUAGUAGUGAGAAAGAAAAAAGAAUGAAAUUGCUCGCAAAUUUAGGGGAUAAACAAUUAUGAAUGAAAUCCGGGAAGAAAAGUGAACUGGAAGAUUAGAAAUCCCAUUAAAAAGUGAACAAGAAUAUUUGCAGCAAUAGAAAAAUAAAAUAAUAUCUCGUAAUUGGGUAGUGGGGAAUAACAGAAAAAAAGAAAAAAACUUUAAAACCGGCUACAAAUUCAUUUGUCUGAAGCAAAACUACGUGUGUUGUGUGUGUUUGUGUGCAAAAAAUAAAUUUGGGGGUGUUGUAGCUGGCUUUUUACAACUGAACACAUAGGUAGUUUUUCCGAGAUAUUUUUACGGAAAAAAAUCUUCUGUGGCAAAAUGUACCCAAGACUCGUCUAAAGUAGAGAGAGCCCAAAAGCUCCAUUGUUAAAGAGCCUGUAAUUUUAUUUGAGGAGACAUCAUGUUGCUGGCAACUCCAGGACAGACGACCACAACAGCAUAUAGUACAUUGCACAACAACAGCAACAACACGGGCAGCAGUAGUACAACAACUCUAAACCCAGCAGCAAGAAAACAAACAGCUGUGAAUAUUUCCUCAGCAUCUGCCAAUCAUCCACCACCAGUCAACAAACAAAACAAUUUAUCCUCAAAUACAACAUCUUCCACAUUAUCGUCUACGUCAUCGACAAGCUUAAAAACCAACAAUAUCAACUCGCUUAAGAAUCACAAUAGUUUUCAUUUCCAAUCACCGACGAUCCACAAAAAUGUUACUUCUUCCAAUGACACCAAGACCACCAACAAUCAACCACAGCAACAUUCCCUUAAAACUGGAGACAAUUCCAAAUCCUUAUCAUUUAUAAAUAGCCUAAAGGACACAGUGCAAAAGGUCUUUGUUACCACAGCAACAACAUCCUUGGCCAGAAACUGUAAUCAAACCACCAAUAUCGCAACAACAUCAUCCACAAUAAAAACCACCAAUUCCACCAACAGCGGCAGUACUACCGUUAAUCACUAUAAUACCUCUAAGACGUCCACCUACACUUCAUACUCCAACAACAAUAAUGUCACCUCCUCAUCGUCAACGGCAUCAUCAUCAUCAUCAUCGGCAGUAGCCAAUACGAUUUUAUCUGCCACAGUGGCUCGCAAGAAAAGCUCUACCCAAAAUCUUGGAGUACAACCGAGAUUACACACCAUACCACCAACAAUACUGCAUCGGUGUGCAGAGGAGAGACAAAAAACUAGCAGCACCGAUAGUCUUCGCAAGGAAAUGUGCCAUUUCAAACCGAUACGUACGGAACCCACAACGCCAUGGAAAAGCGGUAGCAAAUCCCGUGGCAGUUCUCUGCGUUUUCCCAAAGCAAAUCUUGCCACCAGAACAAAUGAAUUUAUUUUAAAAUCGAACUGUGAUGUUAACAAUAGGAAGAAGAAACUAUCUUCAGCAAAGAUAGCUCAGAAUGAAAGACAUGAGACUGGCGAUGGAGACGAUGGUGAUAAUGACAACGAGGAACAAGAAAAUAGGGAACAUUAUGAACAUUUUAAGCCAAAUCCGAGCACACUCCAUCUGUUUGCCGAGUGCGAGACUCCAAAUCACCAAUCGGCAUUUGUUUGUUUGGUGGCCCACAUGAAAAAUUUAAUAAAUAUUCAAACAACAAAAGUGGGUGCAGGAAAGGCUACUGGCGGUGACAUGGUGGUGGAUGGUGGUUCCAGAAACACACGAACUUUACGCACAAAGGACAAGGAAUACCCUAUACAAAUAAAAAAGAAUAUGGAUAUACCCAUGACGGAGGUCUGUUUGCGUUCUAAUCGUUUCAAAUCCCCAGCACCACCCAUGAGUAUUGCUAAGAAAUUGGAUCCCACCAGUGGAAAAAAUAAAAUGCAAUCAAACAACAAUGUGUCAAAUAAAUCUAUUACCAACAACACCAGUGAAUUUUCCGGAAGGGUAACAAAGGCUAAAGCUCGUAGUAAACAAUUGAAAGGUGCCAAAACAGAAAUUGUUAAGUUGGUAAAAGAACAGAUGCGAACAUCAGCCACACCGGCAAAGGAUGCUGGACAUCCAACUGCUGCUGUACGUCAAGCAAAUACAAAUCAAAGGAACACACGUAAACGUAAACUCACACCAGAAGUCAGCAGCAGCAACAGCACCACCACCAACAGCGGUAAGUCAUCAACGACAUCCUCUAAUAAAAAGGACAAUUUUAUUGUACCACCUACACCCACAUUGAGAUCAAUGACAAGAUCUAGCAGAAUGGCAAAACAAUCGAUGGAUGUAAGUGCAGUUGAAAAGAGUUCUGAAACUAAUUGCAGUAGGCUAGGCGCUAAACAUCGUAUUGGCAGUUUUUCACCACCUUUAACACGUUCACGACUGAAGCAAAUUAUGGGCCCUGAACAAAGAGACCCACAACUAAAACUAUUCUCACCAACCGUAACUGCAACCAAUGUUAGGAAGCGCAAGCGUUAAACAUUUCCAGAAUUUGUUAAAUGAAAGAUAUAUUUUUUAAAAAACAAAAAUACCCACAAAAAACAUUUUUGGCAAACAUUUUUAAUAUCACCUUGAAUGGAAAGGCCAAAUAAUACAUAUUUGAUAAUUAAAACAAAAAUACUCGGAUUUCAAAAAGGACAUAUUUUCAAAGCUGCUCCUCAAAAUUCAAGUUGAGCUUUGUAGUAGCGAAAGUUGUGAUUAGAAGACUUUCAAUCUAUUGAAACUUUCAACGUUUGACUAAUAAAAAUUGGAAGCCUUUUCAAAUUGGGUAUAAACCCAUUUUUAUUGGCUUGACAUACAUGUGUUCCAGUGGAAGUUAAACAAGAAUUUAAAUUAGAAAACUAUCUUUUCCCCUACUAUUUACUAUUUCAUACCAAAAAAUAGCACAUUUAGUAAACUAUUUCUCAAAAAAGCAAUCGUAACUAAGAUUUUAAAAAAUUUAAGUUUUCGGAUUCUUAAAAUACAUACUCAAAAUUGGUGUUGUAUGUAAUAAUAUGCAUACACAAUACAGGGUGAGAUAAAAAAACUCCAACAAAGUCAAACGCCAUAAUUUUUAAAUUAAUUUUUUACAUUUUAUUGAAUGAAAGCAAAAAAUGUCGGAAAUAGCAUUGUCCAACAGUUUGUAAACAAACAAAAUUAUCGUGUUAACUUGCCAAACAUGUCAGCUGAAAAUGUGCACCUUCGGUUGGCCACCAGAACUCAAGCGCCGGCCAUGGUGAUGGUGUGGGCCGCCAUAACAGCCGAAGAUCCAAAAUUAAAAAAAAAAAAUAAAAAUUAUGGCGCUUGACUUUGUUGCAGUUUUUUAUAUCACCCUCUAUAUAUCUUUUAAAAUUGUUAUGAAUAUCGCCGAAAAAGAAUUUUCGCAAAAACAAUUUCCAUUGAUAUUGGCUUUAGAAUUUAAAAAUUAAAAAAUAAGUAUUUAAACUUUUCACUUUUCUUUUAAGUUCUCCCAGUAAAAUAUAUUAUAUCUUUUCCAUUUUGUUAAACAAAAUUGUUUCUCAAACAAAAAUUUUAAGAUCUCAUUCCAUUCGGCUUUUCAUUCAAAUGUGGAGGUUAAUUCAAAAUUAUCGAAAUCCCUAUAUCCCAUAAUAUUUAUAAUAAUAAAAUAUAAUUUUUAAAUAAAAAAAUAAUACUUUAAUAAUUAGCAUAUUAAAGAAAAAGUAUAAAGUAUUAAAGACAUCAACAAAAAUUAAACUCAAUUAUUUUUAAGAAACAAUGAUUAAAUAAAAAAAACUUAAAAUCCUAAAAAAUAAAAUGCAGCUAAAAAAAAGAAAAUGGAAAACAAUAUUCCCGAUUCAAUGAGUAGAGGAAAGAAAACAAAACUUUAUACAUGUGCAUUUUUGAAAAAAAAAAAAAAAAUAAAUAAAAUAAAAAUAUAAUAAUACAAACACUCAACUUAAUAAUGAAGACAAAAAUAGCAGUUUCUUUUCUUAACUCUGUAUUAGCAGCAACAUCAUGAAUAUAACGAAGAUUAUAUAAAUACAAAGCAUUCAAAAAAUGUAGUGAUAAACAUAAAGUUUUCAACAAGAAAUACAAAUUAUAAAAUAUGAAAAUAAAAUAUUUCCUAUAAAUUAUUUAUAAGUUAAUAUAUGUUUUAUUUUUUUCAUAAUCCUAAGUAAUUGUUUUUAUUUUUUUUUUGCCUUACCACAUAAGCAACAAUAUGAUGAUUUUUAAUGUGAAAACAAAAAACAAAACCAACGGAACAAAACUAUUGUGUGUUGUGAUAUUAAAUGAUGAGAAAUGUUUCUUUAUUUUAUAUUAGUCUUUAGUCCUAUUUAUAUACAGGGUAUGCAAAUUUAAAUACGCAUACCCUCAGCAAACAUUAAUUAAAAUGCAAUUUUCUCUAAUUUAUGUUAAAAUAUAAUUUUUACAUAUUAAACAACAGUUAAGCUAUUUAAUUUAUCUUUUUUUUUUGGUUUUGAAAACAUGCAAAAGCCCAUUUAACAAAGAUAAUUUGAUUAUCUUUGUAGAAAUCGAUUUGAAAAACUAAAAAAACAAUUGUAAUCUCUCUUUUUUGAAUUUGUUUAGAAUUUUUGCAAAAAAUUAAUAAUUUCGUAUAUUUUUAACAAAAGAAAACAAAACACAAAAAAUAUAAAUUAAAAUCUUUGCCCUGAUAAUGGCAAAGUUUAGAAACUCUCCCCAAAUGAAAUAAAAUAUUUGGGUAUUCUUAAACAUUUUUAAAUACAAUUACAUCAUACAACAUAGUUUGUAGCAAAAGAAAGGCAUAUUGUAAAAGUCUAAAUGAAUAAAAAUAAUAAAAAAAAAAAAACAUUAAAGAACACAAAUAAAAAUCUCAAGAAGACAUAAACAACA